Harpia harpyja (harpy eagle) is the source of this 7902-nucleotide messenger RNA. It is a transcript of the gene PNPLA8, whose product is annotated as patatin like phospholipase domain containing 8. Gene Ontology annotation, cellular component: membrane. Bases 171 to 2585 code for a protein of 804 amino acids. The record is from RefSeq and is a predicted model, not a curated record. The transcript has 11 exons. Lineage: Eukaryota; Metazoa; Chordata; Aves; Accipitriformes; Accipitridae. Gene Ontology annotation, biological process: arachidonate metabolic process.
UGUGUGGGGGUGGCAGAAGGAGGACUGGCCGGUGGCGGGACAGGCACGGCGGAGGCUCGGGCAGGCGCUGAGGUAACUGUAACACCAUGAUACGAGACUUAUUUAUUGAAAUACAGUUUCUGGAAUGAAGUAGACAAGCAACAUAGAAAAGGUGUAAUUAUUUAUAAGUAAUGACAGUUCAUUUAUCGUUAGACGCCUAUUUGUUCUUUGUGAUUAACCCAAAAAGUCUUUGGUGGAAGCAGAGAAACAAAUACCUGUAUUUGUAUAGACCUAAAGUCUGCUGGAGGAUAAAUCAUGCCAUUCACCCGAGAGUUUUUCAUACGAGUGAGCCACAGUGUAAAUGGGCUAGAAGCAGAACAUUUUGGUACAACAAAUACAUUUACAGCCAUGACUUUUUAUACUACAGAGUUUCUAAACUUCUAACUUCUUCUUCCAAAGGACUUACAAAAGUGAACAAUCGCAUGUCACGAAUUAAGAAUACUAUAGAAUCUGUUUCAAAGGCAGUGUCUGGCACUCACAGUGAACUGGUUUCACGGAUAGCUCGAUUAAAGUCACACUCAGGUACUCUGGGAAAAGCAAAUAAAAGUAAUGCAGAUGCAAGUAACAUCCAUGCAAAUCUAGAAAAUGAUAAACAAGUCACAGAUGCCAGAACUCAGGAGGAUUGCAACAGAGGCCCAGCUGCAAAGAAAUCCACUUGUGCAAACGAAAACUUGGAGCCUAUGUUUGUAAGCUCAAGUGGCCCUGAUCAAGAUACUGCAAAUGACUCAGCAUCUACUAAAACCCACCUUUUUCAUGUAAGCUACUUUUCUACAAAUUUUGGAGAGACUUACAACUUCGUAGCUGAUCACAUCAACUGGUACUUUAAUAAUUCUGUUAUGGAUCAAGAGAAAAAAAGGAAUGGUUUCUUACAGGACUCUAAAAGUGAAGAGAGGAAUAAGCUUGAUUCAUCAGAAAAUACUAUAAUAAGUGAAGAAAAGACAGUGGAUUCAGCAGCUACUUCAACUCCUGAAGCAGAGACUCUGGGUGCUGAAAAGACAAACGCUGCUCUUCCAGUUUCCACUAAAAAAAGUAUUGCAAACUUUCUUUCAUAUCCCAGUAACAGUGUACAAGCUUUUGUAGACAGUUACAUUGGUGGGUUGGUUCCCAAGUUAAGAUCUGAUACAAAAGUUGUUUCACAAGAAAAGAGUAAACAGCCAGAACAAGAAGUGUCUGAGAAGGAUGAGGAGGACAAAGCAAAAGAGGCUAAGACUGCAGAAGAGAGGGAGAAGCAUCUGUCUCUUCAGAGAGAAAAGAUUAUUGCAAGAGUGAGUAUUGAUAACAGGACUCGAGCUUUAGUUCAAGCCCUGCGGAGAUCCUCUAAUCGAAGAGUCUGUAUCAGCAGGGUUGAAGAACUGACCUAUCAUCUUCUAGAAUUUCCAGAGAGCAGAGGAGUUGCAAUUAAGGAAAAAUUAAUCCCAUGCCUACUGCGACUGAGACAGGCAAAUGACGAAAGUCUUCAGGCUGCUGUUAGAGAGACUUUAGCUAUAAUUGGAUAUACAGACCCUGUGAAAGGCUGGGGAAUUCGAGUCCUCGCUAUUGAUGGAGGAGGAACAAGGGGUCUAGUUGCACUUCAGACUCUACGGAAACUAGAAGAACAAACUGGAAAGCCGGUUCAUCAACUUUUUGACUACAUUUGUGGUGUAAGCACAGGAGCUAUAUUAGCUUUUAUGUUGGGGUUGUUCCAUAUCCCUCUGGAUGAUUGUGAAGAACUGUAUCGCAAAUUAGGAUCAGAUGUUUUUAAGCAGAAUGUCAUUGUUGGAACAGUCAAAAUGGGUUGGAGCCACGCCUUUUAUGACAGUGAUAUAUGGGAAAAAAUGCUCAAAGAAAAAAUGGGCUCAAAUCUUAUGAUUGAAACCGCAAGAAAUUCCAAAUGUCCGAAGGUAGCUGCAGUAAGCACCAUUGUAAACAGAGGAACACCACUGAAAGCAUUUGUUUUUAGAAACUACAAUCACUUUCCUGGUGUUAAGUCUCAUUAUAUUGGAGGCUGUCAGUAUAAACUGUGGCAGGCCAUUAGAGCAUCAUCUGCUGCACCGGGUUACUUUCAGGAAUAUGUUUUGGGCAACGAUCUUCAUCAGGAUGGAGGUCUGCUUCUAAAUAAUCCUUCUGCAUUGGCAGUUCAUGAGUGCAAGUGUCUUUGGCCAAAUGUUCCAUUGCAGUGUCUGGUAUCGCUGGGCACUGGUCGAUAUGAAAGCGAGGGAAAGACCAAUGUCACAUACACUAGUUUGAAAGCCAAACUCACAAAUGUUAUCAGCAGUGCAACUGAUACAGAAGAAGUUCACACCAUGCUGGAUGCACUGUUACCUCCAGAUACUUACUUCAGAUUUAACCCUCUUAUGAAUGAAGACAUACCUCUGGAUGAAAGUCGUAAAGAGAAGCUCAAUCAGCUGCAGACAGAUGGAAUUCGUUAUUUAGAACGCAAUGAAGAAAAACUGAGAAAAGCUGCAAAAAUAUUAACACAAGAAAAAACAACUUUGCAGAGACUUCAGGACUGGAUAAGAUUAAAGGCUGACAUGUAUGAAGGCCUUCCCUUUCUUUCCAAAUUGUGAAUAGGUGGAUCUAGGAGGGAUCAUGAAUAUUUUGAACAAUAGGAUUUCAGUGCAGCAUGGAUUUGAGAAGAAAAUAGGCUAGAAUGAAAAAAGUGCCUCUGAAGAAUAAAAAUGUAAAAUUAACAAUGGGAGAAGGAAUACUCUAAUGCGGAACAUCACGUUAAAGGAAUCCAGCUUUGAAGAAGUACCCUUGGGAAUGCUGUGCAGUUAUCCAGUUAACAAACUGGAAUUGAGUCAGCAGUCGCAGCUACAAAAAUAACUAUGUGUAUCAAUGUACCAGGGGAAUUCCUUGGCCAGGAAAAUGUGAACAAACCUGAAAAAAAAGAGAUAUCAAUGUGAAUUUUGAAUCGAGAAGAGGAAAUUGCAAGAAGAUAGUAGAUAAGCAUUCCAGGUUACUCAUGAAUUCAGAGAAGACAACAAGGUUUGUCUGCCCAGAUGAGUAUUACCACUUGAAAAUGUGCCAGGUUUGCAUCCUGGAAAGAAAAUUGGGAAGUUCAUGCUUUUGUUUAGAAAGUGAUAAUGUCGAAUCUUUGCAAAAUUGACAUAAUACCCAAGGGCUCUGAUUUUGAAAGGCAGGAAGAAAGAGUCCAGACCAGGAAAUGAAAAGGUAAAGACAUAAAAUAAUCUCCUUUUAUGCAAAGUCAGAAAGAGAAAAAGUCUUUAAGGUCAUCUCUUAGUUUCUAAUUAUCUAUGCAGAAGGAGAUCUUAAUUGAAGGAGGUUUCAUUACCAAAGGAAAGAAAAUAAAACUUUUAGAUGUUGAAGGCUGAUCACUGAUUUUAGGAUAUUUCCUGUCAGUGUCCAUUCCAGCAGUGAUAUGAAGAUACUGAUUCUGUUGCACAAGGCACAGGCAGCAGCAGUUGAAUGUAAUUAUAGUUUUGGUCACUGCUAUUAGAGAAAGAGAUAUUCAGACUAAAACAGAUGCAAAGAAGGGCUGCCAAAGGGAAGAUUAAGAGAGCAUGGUUUGUUUCAUCUAACAAAACAAGGGCUGGAAGGAGGGUACAUGCUGCUGUUUAAAAAUACUUCAGGAAGAAAAAGAUAGUCAGCUAAAGGACAGUGCUUGCAUAAAACCAAAGGUGCUCAAACUGACCAGAAAUAAAUUUAGCCAGAAAGUAAAAAGGUGCUAAAGCCCCCAGGAGCAAGAUUACAGAACAGCUGUACAAAGAAUUAACAGAGCAAAAGAAACUGUUUUAGUCUAAGUUUCAGAAGCUGUGCUCGUGAAUGAAUGGGGUUCUAUAAUGCACUAUGAGAAUGGCUACCAGUCUCCAUGGCCAAUGGAAUCCCUUCUAACCUAUGUGGCAGGUAAGAACUCGUUAACCCCUUAUAUGUAACAGAAUCCAGAGGCUUAUGGAAGCUUCUAACAGCUCCUUCUCAUUAGGCCUAAUAGAUAAGGGUUAUGUCUUGUCUUUGAUCCGUCACUUACAGAGCAUUUCAUUUAUUUUGCUUUCCUUGCCUAGCUGGUAAAGGGAGCUGAUAGAGACUGAAGUAAUACAAGACACAUGACAGGUGAAGGAAAAAUCUGGUGCGUGCUUACUACUCAUUGGCACCGUUAAUUUUUCAUUGGAUAAUAAAAUACUUACAUGCUGCUGGGUCAACAAAUAGUGCUGAUUUUCUUCCAUUAAAAGAUUGUUCUCAAAAUGACAAGUAUUAAACAGAAACAUCAUCUGUUGCAGGAGAGGCUGUUAAGGCUUCCUCUUUCUGCUUAAGGAGUGCACUCCCAGGCACAGCUGUGACAAAAAGCCAUAGUCUUACACUCAAAGACAUAAGGCAAGAAGGCAAAAUGACUUUUGCUUUUUUUUUUUUUUUUUUUUGCACUGUUGCCUAAAAAGUGAGUCAAAUUUUCAGACCUUGCAGAACUGGUCUAUUUGAGGGACAGUUUGGUGCUAGAAGUAAGGUAUAUUCUUAGUGUAAGCAUAUUCAUUUACAAAGAGAAAUAAGCAUGCCAAAUGCCUCUCCCUCAAACUCUGUAGGAACAAGAUGAGUAGGCUCUUCCCUUGCUCCAGCCACACGUCACUGGGGUGUGAGCUCAAGGGGCUGCUCCCCCCGAUUCCCCCGAUUGCUGCUCAGCCGCCUCGCUCCCAGACCCGCAGUCACGUAUGCCCCUGGUACGUACCGGUGAAUUCCAGUGUGCCACCUGGUCCAGUACUUUCCUGACGGGCUUCACUCUUUGCAGCUACUCAUGUAACAAGAACCGUCUUUUUUUAAUUGUUCUUUCUUCAAGAUUUAACAAGGACAAUUCUAUUUUUUAUUUUAAUAAAAUCAGCAGACUUCAGUGAGGGGGAACCACUAGCAAUUUUCAGCAUAAUAUAAAAAUUAAACAAGCACUGAAACCCUCCAGUACUUAUAUCCCUGAUAAUGCAUGUUCAAUCUUCAGUAGCAAUGCAAUUUUGCUUUUUAUUUAUGAUUUCAUUUAAUUUAUUGGUUUCUCAUAACAAUAUCAUCAACGGCUAUUUCACCAUGUAAUUGCAAUAGCAUAAAAAAUACACAGUAGCAUUUUGAAAUCUUUACCUUUCAGGAAGAAGCUGUAAUACAGCAUUUUCAUGUAAAACCACAGAGACAACCUGGACAGAUUACUAAUACCAUUAAAGUGCAAUGCCAAGUUCCACAAGCUUAUGAUUUUAGCAUUUAAAAGCUUUUUUUAAUUUUCACAAACCUUGUAAACUGGAAAAGGAACAGCUUUCUGCGGUCACACCAUUAUUUUAUAAUUUAAUAAGGUAGUAAUAAUCACAGUAAUAUCACAGGGAAACAGUCUUCCAGAAUGUCUCAAAAUUUUGAUAGCAAACCCCCAAAAGUAAUUUCUUAACAUUUUGGUUUGUGUCCACUAUGAGGCAUAAUUUCAGCAAAACUGCUGUUCCAUGCUUCCUCGCUGGCUGCUCUGUAGAAAUCAGAAAUACGUUCCAUUCCUGUCCUUUUGUACACCUCAUUCAAAUAUAUUUUCAGGCAGGCAAGUCAGGCAGUCACGGAAUGCCUGACCUUGAAACGACAAGACCAAUAUUGUAAAGAAAAAAAAGCAGAAAUGUUGGCGAGUUUAAAAGCUGAGUAGGGAGUAUUUCUAUCCUCCUACAAGGAAAGGCAGAUAUCUCAGGUACUGCUUAAAAUGUGGAGUCAAAGGACAAAACCAUUGGCACUACUAAAUCUGACUUCAAAGCAUUACUUUACAAAGGCCACUAAGACAUAAGCAUGUCAUAACUUCAAAACUUGAGCAUUGUGUCUGUUCUAGCUGGUUUAUUUCUUGCUGAAUACUAGAUUUAAAGCCAUCAUCAAGCAAGUCUGAACAAUACUUAGACAAAUCUGGGUAUCAAUACAGCAGGAAAGACUAUUAUUUCUAUAGCAGACUGAGUUUUAAAUAAUUUGCACUAGAUAUGUCAUAAAUCCUUGGGAAGAGCUACAGAUCAGUAAGGAAAGCUUAGAUGAGAUUGUCAGGAAGCAAGUGUGCUCUGGACAGCUGUUUAUUGCGUGGGUUCAUAUAUAUAUAUAUAAAUGGUUGCGUAUAUUAGAGAUAGUAAAGAAAAAAGCAAGACAAAAUACUUCCAGCAUGAUGCUGUUCCUGUGUAUUUUAUGUCUGCCCUGUAAAGUGCAUUCACUUCAGAUUGUCUUUGAGAAAAGGAAAGCUUUUCCUCAUCCAUUAUGCAGGACUCGGUGCACUGCAGCCUCUCAGGUAAACAUCAUCUCUUUUCAAACCAAUACAUUUACAGCAGGCGCAUCAUAAUUCAACUUAAAUACUGUUAAAAAAAGAGAUUAGUUUCCAGAACUGAAUAUAUCCAGCAUGUGUUAGAUCAAAACUGAGGGGUUGCUACCCUCUUUUGUCAGCAACUGAUACGAGUUGGUGGGCAGGGACUGUCGCAGCGGCACACCCGGGAAGCAGCGUUACUUCCAUGCAGUUUCUGCUGCGUGGCCACUCGGUCACUCUGCAAAUGGCCCCUGCUGGCAUGGGAGACUGCGGCAGCCGUACGCGGGCAGCAAUCGGUUAUUCAACAGAUAUUCUCUUCCUCCACGUGAGAGUUGUAGCUGCUUUGUUGUAGCCACUAGUCACUCUGACCAGUCAGGCCUUUACAAAAUUAAACCACACGCAAGAAGAUACUUCUCUUUCCUUCUGGAGAUAAUGAGGAAGAAGACUUAAAUCAUUAACUGUCCAGGACACAAUGCCUUUGCUUUCCUCCCUCACAAUAGCUACUUGUAAAGAAGCAGCUUUUGCGGCCAGGCCUCAGAAAACAAUACUCCAUAGUCACAAUAGCCCACAGUCAGCUCAAAGUCACUAAAAGCACUGCAAAGGACUAUUUCUCAGGUCCCUGAAAUACUUUGAAAUGUCUGAUUUCCAGUUGGGUGUAGACUGCCUAACCCUAAAGGCACUGUGAAAGACCGGCAAUGUCAAGAGGUCCCUCUGCAGAGGGUCCCCAUGGUAAGUUCCCCAUUGCAAAGAUACUUCAGAGGUGUGGAGUCCCCAGAGCAAAUAAACUCCACCGAGGUACCUUGUUCUGGUAACCUCUUCUAUCAAGAGCAUCCUUGACAGACCUGGUAUCAAGAAGUGCCCAGCUGACAUAUAGGGGUGUUUGUGACAUGGGCAGAGAGUUAUUCUUAGCAGGGAGCUGGUGCCAAGCCUUCUCCUUUCUGCCUGGGACAGUUCCUCGAAAGAAGACUCCCAUGCCAACCUUCUGUGCCGGAGAAAUCUACUGUACAGUGAGAAAAUAAAGUUUCCAAGCUAGAUUCAGUGUUGGGCUGAGGGGUGUUAGAGCAGGUUUUCAGGCGUGUGAGGAAGCGAGCAUGUUUCCUAAACAAGCCAAACGGUAAGCAUGGGUGCUGCUCUGCUAAUCCUACAAGCCACUUGUAUGACUUUUGGUUGUCAUCAUGGGGUGAUGUGGGAACAGGCAGGCUGCUGUUCCAAAUGUCAAGUUUUCUAUUGUGUGAGAGGGCACGCUCCUGUUGGUGGUGGAAAAACAUAAUUGGUCCCCACAUGUGCCUAUGCUGCCAUGCUUUUGCAGAGACGUGCCAUCUAUGUGGGCAAAAGCAUGCGUCAUGGAGGUGGCACAGAAUACGCGCUGGAAGUCUCAGAUCACUGCAGACCUCAUGAGGAGGUGAUCGGGAUGGUAGUGGAAGAGUCCUUGCGGAACAUGGCUCCCGGACAUCAGGUGGGUCUUUCUCAAGAGUCCCAAAGCAUUAUGGGUGCUGCCAGAGGCAUGCUAAGGGAAGACAACAAAGGAAUCUCAAACUACGUAAAGCAGACCCAAAGCCUGUACAAAGUAGCAAACAGAACUUCUAAUUAGGUGCUCAGAAGUAUGUACUUUUUUAUCAUGACAGUUCUUGGACAGCUUUUCUUCCCUA